This is a messenger RNA of Photinus pyralis (common eastern firefly), 1569 nucleotides long. Its product is annotated as transcription factor IIIB 90 kDa subunit-like. Gene Ontology annotation, cellular component: nucleus; transcription factor TFIIIB complex; transcription preinitiation complex. The transcript is spliced from 9 exons. The record is from RefSeq and is a predicted model, not a curated record. The coding region runs from base 142 to 1443 and encodes 433 amino acids. Gene Ontology annotation, biological process: transcription by RNA polymerase III; DNA-templated transcription initiation; transcription preinitiation complex assembly. Gene Ontology annotation, molecular function: RNA polymerase III general transcription initiation factor activity; RNA polymerase III type 3 promoter sequence-specific DNA binding; TBP-class protein binding. Lineage: Eukaryota; Metazoa; Arthropoda; Insecta; Coleoptera; Lampyridae.
UUAUGUAAAUCGUUUACGAUUACUUUUUAAGUUGUUCGUCUUACAGAUCCAUGCUUAUACAUUCUACGUUUUGCGGCAAAGUUGGAAUUCGAAGGAAAAACGCAGGAAGUUGCAAACACAGCCCUUAGAUUAGUACAAAGGAUGAAGAGAGAUUCAAUACAUUCAGGUAGAAGACCAUCUGGUCUUUGUGGUGCAGCAUUACUAAUGGCGGCUCGUCUACAUAAUUUUAAUCGAACCCCGGUGGACAUUGUCAAAAUUGUCAAAAUUCACGAAUCAACUUUACGUAAAAGAUUAAUGGAAUUUGGCGAUACUCCCAGUAGCGCGUUGACAUUAGACGAGUUCAUGACUGUUGAUUUGGAGGAAGAACAGGAUCCGCCAUCUUUUAAAGCAGCUAGGAAGAAGGACAAAGAGCGUUUACAAAAAUUAAUGGAGGAAGAAGCCGAUCACAUAACAGAACUACAAAAAGACAUUGAGUCACAGCUAGAUACAAAUUAUAAACGAAGUAGUAAAGUGCACAAUUCAAAAUCUAGCAAAGAAUGUAGUGAUGAAAGUAGAUUUAUAAAAGAAUCCACCUUAGGAGUAAUAGGUCAACUAUUAAAUGAAGAAUUGGAAGACGAUCCUGAUAAUUUGGAAAGUCAAAAAUCAAAAGAACUUGGUCCAGACAUAGCCAGUAUGGGUCUUGCCAAUUCUUUGGAGGAUGUUACCAAUGCAGCCCCAACCAAUCCCACCAUAGAAGUAAAUCUAACAUUUGAUGAUAUCGACGACAAUGAGUUGGAUGCUUACAUUAUGAGCGAAGAUGAAAUGAAACAUAAAAAUGGAUUAUGGUUAGAAGAAAACGCUACCUAUUUGGAGCUAUUAAAAGUUAAGGAAGAAAAAAUUGCAAAAGAGAAAGAAGAAGGAAAACCCGAAAAAAAGAAACGCAGAACAACUCGUAAGAAACAAAAUUUAGGUCCAGCGAAUUCCGCGGGUGAAGCUAUAGAGAAAAUGUUACAGGAAAAAAAAGUAUCGUCAAAGAUUAAUUAUGAAGUAUUGAAGAGUCUGACAGCUUCUAAAUCUGAGGAGCAGUCAAACGAGAAGGAAGCAACUAUAGAUAUUGAUCAAAUUGCUUCCACCUCUCUACCGGAUGUCCCUAGCGCUACUCCUAAACCACGAAAAACGAAACCUUCCGUUAAAAUUAAUUCUAGAAACUCCAAAAUUAAAGCACCUGCCGUUGGUUUACCAUUUGUGGAAAAAGCGGAAACUGUAACAGUUAAUGAAGUUCCAGAGGAACCAAAAGACAUGGACACAACGCAAGAUGACUAUUUCGACGAUGAUGAUGAGGAGGAGACAAGUGCUGUAGAACCUGAAAUGGGCGUGUAUCAGAUGUUGAGGCAACAUCAACAAAAUGGUGCAGAGGAAGGAGAAGACUUGUAUGGAAUGGACUAUGAGGAAGAAGAUUAUUAAUGUGAUGAUUAAACAAUUUUAUUUAUUUAUUUAAUAUACCUUUAGAUCAUGACUAUCUGUAAGAAUUUAAUUGCGAAUACUUGUUAUCUCUAUUUAUAUUAGCCAAAAUAAAUAUUGAAGUGCAAA